Molecule: messenger RNA, 994 nt
Organism: Eruca vesicaria subsp. sativa (arugula)
Lineage: Eukaryota; Viridiplantae; Streptophyta; Magnoliopsida; Brassicales; Brassicaceae
Source: the annotation of a GenBank genome assembly
AAUUAUGGAUCAAAAGGAGAUUCCAAGAAACUUGAGAGACGACAACCUAAGCGAAGAAACAAAGACUCUCAUCUCUCAACUUCAGUGCGAGAUAGAUACUCAAGGAAACAAGCUCUACAACUACCAAGAAUGUUGGUACUACUCUGCCACUCUCCAGGGUAUCCUCAAUUUCCAGAGAAAUUUCAAGCCUCAAGACUCCGAUAUUAUCAUUGCUUCAUUCCCCAAAUCAGGCGCAACUUGGCUCAAGGCUCUCACAGUUUCCCUCUUCGAGAGAUCCAAACACUACCCUUCUUCUUACGUUGAUCAUCCUUUGUUAUCCAAUAAUCCACAUGCGCUGGUACAGUCCCUAGAAGCUAAUCUCUAUCUCAAUAGCCAAACACCGGACUUGACGACGAACUUGUCAUCGCCGAGGAUGUUCUCCACUCACAUGCCGUUUCUUUCGCUGCAAGAAACAAUCAAAGACUCACCUUGCAAGAUCGUCUAUCUGUGUAGAGAUGUGAAGGACGCGUUAGUGUCUCGUUGGUUUUUUAGAUGCAGUUAUCUUGGAAAAGAAGUAGAUAGACACGUUCUUGAAUCUAUGUUUGAGUCGUUUUGCAGCGGAGUUAGCUUUUAUGGUCCCUUCUGGGACCAUGUCUUGAGCUAUUGGAGAGGCGGUUUGGAAGAACCUAGUCGUGUCCUUUUCAUGAGGUACGAGGAAAUGAAAGAAGACCCUUGUGGUCAGCUCAAGAGACUUGCUGAGUUCUUAGGUUGUCCUUUCACUAAGGAAGAAGAAGAGAGUGGAUCUGUGGACAAGAUCUUGGAGCUGUGCUCUCUGCGUAGUCUCAGCGACUUGGAGAUCAACAAGACUGGGAAAACGUCUAAUGGCGUGGAUUACAAGUUCUUUUUCCGAAAAGGAGAAGUUGGAGACUAUAAUAAUUAUUUCACUCCUGAAAUGGAGAGCAAGAUCGACACAAUUGUCCAGGAAAAACUUGAAGGUUCGGGCUUGAAAUUUUAA